AUGAGCGAGCUGGAGUUCGGCGCGAUCUCCCAGGCUCAGAUGGCGUUCUCGGUGGUCCUCAACGGCCUGUCGGUCAUCAUCGGCCAGACGGAGUCGCUCUCGGCGCUGUCCGUGCAGGUGUCGCGCCUGGACGCCCUGGAGCGCGCCAUGUGCCAGGAGGUGACGGGCGACCGCGUGGCCAGUGAGCUCUCGGUGCAGGAGUCGGGCCCCGACGUCGCCCUGGAGCUCCUGGGCCUCACGGUGCGAACGCCCCCGCGGUCCGGCUGCCCGCAGCACACGCUGGUUGCGGACCUGUCCCUGUGCCUGGCGCGUGGCCAGUCCGCCCUCGUCGUCGGCCAGAGCGGCGUGGGCAAGAGCUCCCUGCUGCGCGCCGUUGCGGGCCUCUGGCAGAGCGGCUGCGGCACGGUGCGGCGCGCGCUGGGCGAGGAGGUUUUCUUCAUGCCGCAGAACCCGUACAUGUUCCUGGGGACCCUGGAGGAGCAGCUGCUCUACCCGAGCGUGGGCCAAGGCGGCCCGCCCCGCGCGCACUCCGCCGCCAUCGUCCGCGCCCUCUGCGCCGUCGGCCUCGGCGGCCUCCUGGAGCGCCACCGCCUGCAGGACGCGAAGGACUGGUCCAGCAUCCUGUCGCUCGGGGAGCGGCAGCGCAUCAACUUCGCGCGCAUCCUGCUCCGGCCGUCCCUGCGGCUGGCGCUCAUCGACGAGGGCACCUCGGCGUGCGACGGGGGCAACGAGGCGCUGCUGUACGAGCGCCUCGCGGAGCACGUGCCCAGCUACGUAUCCGUGGGGCACCGCGCGGCGCUGCGGAAGUUUCACACGCACGUCCUGUGGCUGCGGCUAGGCGCGGCGGAGGGCCGCGGCAGCGCCGGCGCCGGCGCCGGUGCCGCGGGCGAGCCCGGCGCCGCCGCGGCCGGCCAGUUCUCGACGCUGCGGGCGUUCGAGGCGCAGCAGGCGGCGGCGGGCCAGGCGGCCGAGGCCGCCUCCUGCUGA
Messenger RNA from Prorocentrum cordatum, 987 nucleotides. NCBI's taxonomy places the organism in Eukaryota, Dinophyceae, Prorocentrales, Prorocentraceae. The record is from the annotation of a GenBank genome assembly.